Messenger RNA from Recurvomyces mirabilis, 837 nucleotides. RefSeq lists its product as uncharacterized. Lineage: Eukaryota; Fungi; Ascomycota; Dothideomycetes; Mycosphaerellales; Teratosphaeriaceae. The record is from RefSeq and is a predicted model, not a curated record. The coding region runs from base 1 to 837 and encodes 278 amino acids. Gene Ontology annotation, cellular component: membrane. The transcript is spliced from 3 exons.
AUGGCGGACGACAAGCAUCCCGAGUUCAAGUACUACGAGUACGACCCGUCCAUCGCUGCUGCUUGCACUUUUGCCGUCAUCUUCGGCUUGUUGACAACAUGGCACAUGUUGUUGAUUGUGAAGCACAAGACGUGGUACUUCAUCCCACUGAUAGUUGGUGGUCUUUUCGAGUUCGGGGGCUAUGUAUCACGAGCAGUGUCUCAUGGGCAAGGACUUCACCAAACACUCGUGCCCUACGUCGUCCAGACCUUACUCUUGCUCGUUGCACCGCCGCUCUUUGCAGCAACGACAUACAUGUUCCUCGGCCAUCUUAUCGUUGGGCUGGACCGCGAAGCCCAUAGCUUGAUCAAGAAAAGAUGGUUAGCAAAGACAUUCGUGACGAGCGACAUCAUCUGCUUCAUUAUACAGCUUGGAGGCGCCGGCCUCAUGGCCAGCUCGACUUCUUCCACAGCUGCUACAGGUUCUCACAUAAUCCUGGCAGGCCUCCUGCUCCAAAUCGUCAUUUUCGGCCUCUUCGUAGCUGUGGCCUGGAUGUUCCAGCGCAAGAUGAUAGGAGCGCCGAACAGUUCCUCAGAUCGUUCAACACCUCACUGGACGGUGUACAUGCGAGUGCUAUACGCCACAAGCGCAUUCAUACUAGCACGGAACAUUGUACGUGUGGCCGAGUUCAUUCUGGGCUUCCAUGGCUAUAUCCUUCUUCACGAGGUCUUCCUUUACGUCUUCGACGCCGUACCCAUGGCAGCUUUCGUGGCUACCUAUGCGGUCUUGUAUCCGACAGCUUUUUCAACAUAUGCUAGAGCUGCGGAGAUGAAGGAGAUGCCUUCAAGGAGAGCAUGA